Messenger RNA from Austrofundulus limnaeus, 2291 nucleotides. It is a transcript of the gene kars1, whose product is annotated as lysyl-tRNA synthetase 1. NCBI's taxonomy places the organism in Eukaryota, Metazoa, Chordata, Actinopteri, Cyprinodontiformes, Rivulidae. Gene Ontology annotation, biological process: basophil activation involved in immune response; lysyl-tRNA aminoacylation; positive regulation of macrophage activation. The record is from RefSeq and is a predicted model, not a curated record. Gene Ontology annotation, molecular function: tRNA binding; ATP binding; ATP:ADP adenylyltransferase activity. Gene Ontology annotation, cellular component: cytoplasm; cytosol; aminoacyl-tRNA synthetase multienzyme complex.
UCCGAGCGCUGCAUCAAGAACAUGGCUGACCUGACGGCGGAGGACGGAGGGAAACUGAGCAAAAAUGAGCUGAAGAGACGAAUGAAAGCAGAGAAGAAAAUUGCUGAGAAAGAAGCCAGAGUGAAAGAGCUGGUGGCGCAAAAGGAAGAAUCCAAUGAUCAAGGAUCACAAAAUGCUUCUGAAUUGGAUGAGGAGACACUUGACCCCAAUCAAUACUUCAAGAUCCGCUCCCAGGCCAUCGACAAAUUGAAGGGGACUGUGGAGGACCCGUACCCACACAAGUAUCAUGUAGACUUGUCCCUCACAGAGUUCAUUGAAAAAUACAGCCAUCUACAGCCUGGAGACCGUCUCACAGAUGUUGUUCUCAACGUGUCAGGUCGCAUUUAUGCCAAGAGGGUUGCUAGUACCAAGCUGAUGUUUUAUGACCUGCGAGCUGAAGGUGUCAAGUUGCAAGUUAUGGCAAAUUUAAGGAUCUACAGAUCUCCGGAGGACUUUAUAGCCAUCAACAACACACUUCGCCGUGGUGACAUCAUCGGUGUUCGUGGAAACCCCGGGAAGACAAAUAAGGGAGAGCUGAGCAUCAUUCCUAUCGAGAUGACCCUGUUGUCACCCUGUUUGCACGUGUUGCCCCGCUUCCACUUUGGCCUCAAAGACAAGGAAACGCGGUAUCGCCAGCGUUACUUGGAUCUGAUUCUUAAUGACUACGUAAGGCAGAAGUUUAUAACUCGCUCCAAAAUUAUCACGUACCUGCGCAGCUUCCUGGACCAGCUGGGCUUUUUGGAGAUUGAGACACCGAUGAUGAACAUCAUCGCUGGUGGAGCCGUGGCUCGUCCGUUUGUUACUUACCACAACGAGAUGAACAUGAGCAUGUUCAUGAGAAUCGCCCCUGAGCUUUACCACAAGAUGGUUGUUGUCGGUGGAAUAGACAGAGUGUACGAGAUUGGUCGUCAGUUUAGGAAUGAAGGCAUCGAUCUCACUCAUAAUCCAGAGUUCACCACCUGUGAGUUCUACAUGGCAUAUGCUGAUUACCAUGACUUGAUGGAAAUCACAGAGAAGCUGCUGUCAGGAAUGGUGAAACACGUCACUGGGGGGUACAAGGUGACCUACCAUCCUCAUGGUCCUGAGGGCCAGUCUUAUGAGAUUGACUUCACUCCUCCGUUUAGAAGAGUGAGCAUGACGCAYGAACUGGAGAAAAUAAUGGGGGUUAAGUUCCCUCCUUCUGACAGCUACGACAGUGAYGAAACACGCAAAUUCUUUGAUGAUUUGUGUACCCAAAGAGAAGUUGAAUGUGUUCCACCUCGAACCACUGCCCGCCUACUCGACAAGUUGGUUGGAGAUUUUCUUGAGGUCACGUGUAUCAACCCAACUUUCAUCUGUGAUCACCCUCAAAUCAUGAGCCCCUUAGCAAAAUGGCACCGCUCAGAGAAAGGCCUGACGGAGCGUUUUGAGCUUUUUGUGAUGAAGAAGGAGAUCUGCAACGCUUACACUGAGUUAAACGAUCCAGUCAGGCAGAGAGAGCUUUUUGAGCAGCAAGCCAAGGCCAAAGCUGCAGGUGAUGACGAAGCCAUGUUCAUCGAUGAGACCUUCUGCACAGCGCUGGAAUAUGGUCUGCCACCGACUGCAGGCUGGGGGAUGGGCAUCGAUCGUCUCACCAUGUUCCUCACUGACUCCAACAACAUCAAGGAAGUGUUGUUGUUCCCAACCAUGAAGCCUGAUGACAUUAAGAAGCCCACUCCCUCGGACGACACUUCUGCCCAAUGCACUGACUUGUGACCUCUCCUGCUGUCAGAUCUUUGCAGUAGUCAUGGAAAAUAGAAGUUUUUACUUCACUGUGGUCAUCAGUGCAGGCUGUUUUAUCUGUUGUAGCACAUUAAAUGUUUUCUGUCUUUAAGGGAAAUGGUAAACGGUCAUGAAUGCUAAUCCUUUUUUUUUGGCACUUCUGUCCUCAAGUCAACAGGUGCUAUUGGUUUGGUUGUAAGAAUUUUAAACCUGUUUGUCCCCAACUCCAUAGAAAAUCAUAUUUGAUCUGCUGUUACCUGCAAACCUGGAUGUAAUACUUCUGAGUAUACAUUGAGCUGCUUCAGGGGUCCUUUACUGUGUACAUCAUAGUUACAGCCCCUAUAAAUAAAUCCAGCUCCAAGUUCCUUUGUUUGAAAUGUUCUCUGUAUAUUCAUGUAUUUUUUUAAACCAGGUUUGUUUGGRUUCCUUUUCAAAGAUUUUUCAAAUUCAACAUUUCUCUUUCAAGAAACUUAAGAGAAUAAUAUGUUUAAAUAAAAAGCAUAUUAAUCAGG